Aspergillus campestris IBT 28561 is the source of this 675-nucleotide messenger RNA. RefSeq lists its product as uncharacterized. The coding region runs from base 1 to 675 and encodes 224 amino acids. Lineage: Eukaryota; Fungi; Ascomycota; Eurotiomycetes; Eurotiales; Aspergillaceae. The record is from RefSeq and is a predicted model, not a curated record. The transcript is spliced from 2 exons.
AUGUCCCUGCAUCGUCCCUCCCCGCCAAUCCACCUCGCCCCCCCACCAUACCCAAUCGCUAUCCGCCCGGAGCGCAUCGCUCCCAGAGAAACAGAGCUGACGGUCCAAACGGCCCCAGAACCCUGGCACACCCUCGACUACACCGUCGCCUACGAGGGCGUAACAGUCUUCACAGUCCGGGGCCGCCCCUGGUCCCUCAGCCAGCGGCGCACCUUCUUCGACACAACAGGGCUCCCGCUCUUCGAGCUGCGCGGGUCCUGGUACGACUCGUCGCGCCUGGACCUGCGACUCCCCGGCACCAGACACAGCAUCCUGCAUGCGCGAUUACGCGUCGAGAUCCGCGCCCCCCGGGCGGAAAUCACUUUCAAAAAUGCGGGGGUCGACUGCGGGGUGAACGGACCUGAGGUGAAGCUCGAGGUGAAGGACCACGAUCUGGACAAUAUGGUCCAUGUUGUCGUUCUGGGAGGCCGGAACAUAGCUAUCAUUCAACGCGUUACGGACUCCCGCGAGCUGACGGAGGGGCAGCGGUUGCCGUUUCGGUUGCGGCCGAAGUGGAGGGCGAGGGUUGCUGCGGGGGUGGAUCUGUCUUUGAUUGCCGUUCUUGUUGUUAUUAUCGGCCAGAGGGUGGCGCCGAACCCAAACGAAGGGACUGGUGUUCUGGAGCGAGACGUUUGA